UCAUUUUCUUGUAGAAAGUAUUUUGUAUCAUUGGGCUCAAUGUCUUAUACAGUAAAUGAAUGCCCUUUAUCUAUGUUUUAUUCACAGAACAGCAGAAUAUACCACAACCUGAAGCUAGUGUUGCAGCACCUGCUGAGGAGGCUCAGUCAGUAAAGGCAGAGACACCUCAUGCUGAACAUGGCUUAACAGAUAAUGUGCAAAAGAUAAUUGCAAAUGAGAAAACAGAUGCGGAAAGAACAAACAGAUCCAAGGUAGACUUGCAGGCGCUUCCAACCAGGUCCUACUUAGAUCAGACAGUGGUGCCAAUUCUACUACAGGCAAUGUCAUCAUUAGCUAAAGAACGGUAAACUGCAGUUUGAUACAUUUCUUGUU
Messenger RNA from Anneissia japonica, 372 nucleotides. RefSeq names its product protein dpy-30 homolog. NCBI's taxonomy places the organism in Eukaryota, Metazoa, Echinodermata, Crinoidea, Comatulida, Comatulidae. The record is from RefSeq and is a predicted model, not a curated record. The coding region runs from base 60 to 347 and encodes 95 amino acids. The transcript is spliced from 2 exons.